AUGCAAAUUAAACUUUUGAAUCUCGCUUCUACCGCUUGCAUAUUCGCUUUCGUGUCUGCCGCACCUGUGGUCAACUCUGACGGUCUUGAUGCUUCUGCUUUGAACGAUAUUGAAGCCGUCGGUCUUAAUGAUAUUCACCUUACCCGUCGGCAAAAUUUACCUUUUGCUGCUGUUGGUGGUUAUCCUGGUUCAGACGCUAAUGCAUCAGAAAAGAUGGUCUUUUAA
Messenger RNA from Mycotypha africana, 225 nucleotides. RefSeq lists its product as uncharacterized. The record is from RefSeq and is a predicted model, not a curated record. NCBI's taxonomy places the organism in Eukaryota, Fungi, Mucoromycota, Mucoromycetes, Mucorales, Mycotyphaceae. The transcript has 2 exons. Bases 1 to 225 code for a protein of 74 amino acids.